GUUGCAUUUGGCCCCCUGGCCGGGUAUGCAUGCCACAUCCGAUGACGGGAUACUCAGAAGCUAUAACGCAUUCACCCCAAAUGGUACUGACAACAAUAAUGUUUGGAAUGAGUAGGCGAAGAACAACAGAUGGCAAGCACACGUUGGCGACUUUUCUACCCGCGCUCGUAAAGCAUGUUUCGUGCGUGUGGGGUUAUUCCAUCACGAAACGAGAGGGCGCUACUACUUAGAGUUCAAGUCCAAGUCGCACAGAUGUCCAAAAUUAUGGUAUUCCUACUAUGGAGGCUGGUCACCUGCCUGAUGAUGUUCCGGGUCCUAGCGAUCCUCCCAGCUGUCGACGGGUUAGAAGCCAUAGUGGUUGGGUCAGACUGUCACCAGCCUCUGCCGAGUAAACGCCAUUGUACAGUUUGUAUGCAAAGGCUUUGAUAGGCUGACCACAGGGCCUUGAAUGGCGAGGCAUGCAUGACCGCAAGCAAUUGACGAUGCUAAGAGAAAACCCACGACCAAGGUGCCCCCCGAAGUCACAAAGUUUGAAAUACGAGAUUCAACCCGCAGCAUCGGACGAUGCCUAGUAGCCGGCAGCGUUCAUGCAUGGUACAGACAGCGUCACCAAGUAAUACCAGUUCUGCUGAACUGUGUGGACAAUGGAGCUAAGGAGGCACCCGGACUAACCUUACGAUACUCGAAGUCGAGGGGAAGGUGACUCUAGAAUAUAUUGGCACCGAAGUGCGGAGCGCCGGCCAGCCUCGCGCC
Messenger RNA from Cantharellus anzutake, 753 nucleotides. RefSeq lists its product as uncharacterized. The record is from RefSeq and is a predicted model, not a curated record. The coding region runs from base 175 to 426 and encodes 83 amino acids. NCBI's taxonomy places the organism in Eukaryota, Fungi, Basidiomycota, Agaricomycetes, Cantharellales, Hydnaceae. The transcript has a single exon.